Messenger RNA from Rotaria sp. Silwood1, 252 nucleotides. The record is from the annotation of a GenBank genome assembly. NCBI's taxonomy places the organism in Eukaryota, Metazoa, Rotifera, Eurotatoria, Philodinida, Philodinidae.
AUGGCAUCCACUACUGAAGAACUACAGAAAUAUGUCGGGCAAAGUUUUAAGACAGUGAAACAAGAAUUAGAAAGUCAAGGCUAUAGAGUUCAUGAAAUUCGUUUAGGUCCCUGUACAAUAGGUGGUAAUGUACUAGUGAAACCAUGCGUCGUUGGAAAGCCUGAACCUGUACGAGAAAAACGUGCCGUUGUCUCAUAUCGUUACGAAGACCCAGAAGAAAAAGUUACUGACAUUCGACGACAAGAUUAUUGA